Silurus meridionalis is the source of this 1773-nucleotide messenger RNA. RefSeq lists its product as uncharacterized. Gene Ontology annotation, biological process: response to bacterium. The record is from RefSeq and is a predicted model, not a curated record. The transcript has 6 exons. The coding region runs from base 74 to 1105 and encodes 343 amino acids. Lineage: Eukaryota; Metazoa; Chordata; Actinopteri; Siluriformes; Siluridae.
UCGAGAACAAAACCUUUGGUGUUGUCAUCAUCUGCUCACUUUUCAGCAGCUCCUUCUGAGGGUUGUUUCAGCUAUGAAGAUGAAGCAACUGUGGAUUUUUGUCUUAUCUCUGAAUAUAAUAACCUCUGCUCAAGAUGUCGAUUCUUUCAGACCAUUAUUUCUAUCAUUCAUCACAGUGAAGUCUGGAGAGCAUCUUUCUCUUAACUGUAUAUUUAAAAUCCCUCAAAAGUCUGAAACUGUGGUUUGGUACAAACAAAAAUUUGGAGAAAUGCCUCAAAAAUUAGCAGAAAAAGGAGCAUUUAAAGAGGUCAAAUUUUCCCCCGUUUUCAACAAGUUAGGAUUUAAUCCAACUGAUGAUGGUUUUUCUCUGACAAUUCCACAUAUAAAUAAAGAUCAUGGAGGACUUUAUUUCUGUGGAAGAAUUGACUUGGACACGCUCACAUUAUCUAAUGGAACGUUCGUGUCUGUAACAGGUGAUGAAGAUAAAAAAGUUUUAGUGUUUCAGAGCAGUGUAUCAGACUCGGUUCCUGCAGGAGCAUCAGUGACUCUGCAGUGUUCGGUUCUCUCUGAGAGCAGAGCAGCAGAACUCCAAGUGCUCUGGUUCAGAGCUGCUCCAUCACAAUCCCAUCCUCAAAUCAUUUACACUCAUCACAACAGCAGCCUUCAGUGUGAGAGUGAAUCUUCUACACACACCUGUGUGUCCAAGUUGUCAAAGAACAUCUUCAGCCUCAAUGAUACUGGUACUUACUACUGCGCUGUGGUCCUGUGUGGGAAGAUCAUUUUCGGGAAAGGAACACGAGUACAGCUGGAGAAUGAUCUAAUAUCUGUGAGACCUGAAGUGAUCUGUCUCACAGCAGUGGUGGUCGUGUGUGUGAUUGUGAUCUGCGUUCAAGCUUUUAUUAUCUGUAAAACGAGAAACUGUGAACAAUCUGGAGUGAGACCUCCAAAAGAUUCAGUUAUAAAGAAAACACCUGAUCAGGGUGGUGAUGCAGUAGAGCUGAAUUACGCUGCUUUACAUUUCAAUAAGAAGAACACCAAAAGAGUGAAGAGAAAGAAAGAAAACCCUGGAGAUUGUGUUUAUUCUGAAGUGUCACAUGUUUCCUAGAUCAUAUUUCUAAUUUCAAUAGGCUUUUAUUUAUAAAUUUGUUUAUUGUAAAGUUUAAUUUAAAGAAGUUGAGGUUUAUUAAACAUCUCCAGAUGUUCUCUAUAAAGUGUCAUUCUUUCUGUGGGAACUGCUUGAGGAUCCCCACAGGUGCUCAAUAGGGUUCAGGUUUGAAUACAUACUUGGCCACUGCCUCAUCUUCACCUUCAGCUUCCUCAGCAAGGCAGUUUUCAUGUUAGCGGUGUGUUUGGAUUUGAUAUUAUGUUAUGAAAACAAUGGGAUCCAUGUUUUCCUCAAUGCACCACAGCUCCCCAGUACCAGCAGCACUCCUGCAGCCCCAGACUAAGAUGUUGCCAACUUUUUUUGGGCUUUCUUGUGAGCCACCUUCAGAAGAGACUUCUUUCUGGGAUGACGACCCGCAAACCGACUUCUUGCAGUGUUGAUCUGAUCACUGACAAACAGACUUUCCACUUCUGCAACCUCUGAAGCAAUUCUGGAUCUUCUGCAUCUGAAGCACAGCAUGAGGACAUAACUUCUUUGAUGGACCCUUGAGAGGGCUGUUCUAAGAGGAACCCAUCUUGGAAUACCUCUGUUUGACCCUGGCCACUGUACUGUAUCUCAGUGUCAGGGUGGUUCUGAUCUUCUAAACCAGCAAAAUCUACCAGCAUGUU